Portunus trituberculatus (swimming crab) is the source of this 2198-nucleotide messenger RNA. Its product is annotated as gamma-butyrobetaine dioxygenase-like. The record is from RefSeq and is a predicted model, not a curated record. Gene Ontology annotation, molecular function: oxidoreductase activity. NCBI's taxonomy places the organism in Eukaryota, Metazoa, Arthropoda, Malacostraca, Decapoda, Portunidae. The transcript has 10 exons. Gene Ontology annotation, biological process: carnitine biosynthetic process. The coding region runs from base 290 to 1660 and encodes 456 amino acids. Gene Ontology annotation, cellular component: mitochondrion.
CAACUGGCAGCAUAGCGAGGGUUGCCAAGACUGGAGGCUGCCUUGUGUUCCCUACUAGCCGCUCGGUCACACAUUCUCACUACUCAGUUGGCUGGUGGGUGAGUGCAGCUGGUUUUAGUUGUGUUGGAAGGAGCGAGGCUGCCUGAGGGACGAAGUGUGGGCACCUCGACGAGUAAUAGCUAUGAAAAAGUGAAGAAAGGUGGAACACCUGAAGCAGUCAAAGGGUUAUCAUAGCAGGGACGGCUGGGUCACCUCUCAAGUCUCAACAAUCCACAGUGUGUGUGGCACCAUGAGUCGCAGAGUGUUGCAAGGAGUGCUUUCCUCAGCCAGGCUCUGGGCCAAGGGGAGACAGAAUGCAGUGGGUCUGACAGCACUGGCCUCGCAACGCCCCACCUCUGCCUUGACUGCACUCUCCUCACGCACUCUCACCACCUCCCAUGCCUGGCACAACUCCCACCCAACACCUGCACCCUCCCACACCCAUCACAAUGCUGCUGGUGUCAGGACAGCAGAUGCAAGGAAAGAGAUGGUGGAAAUCACUUUUACUGAUGGAAGCAGCAGUUUUUUCCCAUAUUGCUGGCUGAGAGACAAUUGUCAGUGCCCACAGUGCUUUGAUUCUGACGCACUCUGCCGCAAGCUGACUCUUGAGGACUGGCAACACAGUGACUGCCCCACGAGUGUUCAGGUGGAGGAAGAUGGGAGACAUGUGGAGGUGCAGUGGGCCAGUGGACACAGAAGCUGCUUUGAGGCUCAUUGGUUGCAGCAACACGCCUUCACAUCCUCUGCCAGAGACUCUCAGAGAAGCUUUUUGGCCCUAAAAAAGGACUUGUGGAGUACAGAGAUGGAGCUGCCAAGGAUGGACUACAAUGGAGUGAUGCAUGGAGACAAAGAACUCCUGGACUUCCUUGUAACUCUAGAGAAGAAGGGUGUGGUCGUCCUAACCGAUGCUCCCAGGGAACCUGAGGCUGUGCUAACCAUCAUCAAGAGUAUUGGAUAUGUGAAGCCCACACACUAUGGGACCAACUACCCCAUUCGGAGCAAAGCGAGUGCCAGCAGCCUUGCCUACACAGACCAGCGCCUGGGCAUGCAUAAUGACCUGCCUUACUUCCAAUAUGUGCCUGGGAUCAUCUUCCUGCACUGCAUCACACAGUUUGAGGGCAAGGGUGGGGAGAAUGACCUGGCAGAUGGGUUCCAUGUGGCCGACUACCUCAAGCAGUUUCAUCCCAAGGAGUACCACAUCUUAACCAACACUCCUGUCUAUUUCUGGGACAAGGGAGUGGCACAGGUUAAGCAGGAGACCACUGAGUACCACAAGAUUGUCAACAUUCCCAUCAUUGUAGAGGAUCGGCUCAGCGGUGAUGUGAUCCGAGUCAACAACUCCCAGCUGAGGAACUCCUACCUUGACCUGCCCCCAGAACAGGUCACUCCCUGGUAUGCUGCACUGAGGCUCUUCAACCAGACCAUUGACCAGCAAUCCAUAAGGAAUAAGCUUAAUAGUGGUGAGAUGCUGGUAAUGGACAACACUCGCCUGAUGCAUGGACGCACUGGCUAUGACAGUGCCCUGGGAGAGCGCCACAUGAACCAGGCCUACCUGGACUGGGAUGGGGCACUCUCCAGACGCAGAGUCCUUCAGGAGAAACUUGGAGUGACAUUGGAGUAGUGGAAGCUGUAUGUGUGACUGACAAUAGUGCUUGAGUGACUAUCUUACUGCAGGGAGAUAUGGUGCUUUAGACUUACUAUUUAUACUAUUCAUACAUGGUGGCAAUAGCAGUACUGACUUACUUGAGGACAUUGCCUUAUUGUUGUGAGGUGUGACAGUUUGAAGUUUAUGUUUAUGAUUACUUUCUCUGUGUGUAGUGCAAUAUGAUUAUUAUAUCCUCUGUGUAUGGUGCAGGAGUUGCUGGUGAAGUCUUUCUGAUUUAAAGUAUACAGCACCAGUUGGCAAAUGUUCAGGGAUAAGAGUAUGUCAAAAUGUCUUUAUUGUCUUAGUCUUACCUGUCUGUUUUGAAAAGGGAGAAAACAUUCAAAAGAAAAGAAUAAGAAUGCAAUAGAAAGAUAAGAUUAUGGCUUCUAUGUCAUGAGAACACUUAGUUGGUCUUUGCAGGAGUCUGCUGUCUUUGCAGUCUGCUGAGUUAGAGGGAAAUCUGACCAGUCACAACCUUCAACUUGUAUUGUAUGAUCAAUAUUUAUUUUUAUCA